UAUCACCAUAUGACAGAUUUGAGAAUACUGAAGAAAAUGUGGAGACUUUACAAGAAAUAAGAGGCCCCAGAAGUGAACUCCCACUGUCUGAAGAAGAAGCAGAACAACCAGACAAAGAAGUAACGGAACAACUUGCAAAGCCAACUCAGCAUACUUUGCCGCAAAUUGAAAAUGUUUCGUCUCAAAGAAGUGGAUCCGACAUUCUCUUGACUUGGAAUGAAGUACCUGACAGAAACGUUCUAUACAACAUAGAAAUCUUCUUUGAUGAUGUGAAACUUGGAGAGACUCACACUACAGAGGUUCCUCAGUAUAGAAUGAAGUCACCUACACUUGGUAAAAAAUAUCGUUUCCAAGUCUGGGCCAAAGAUGAAUUGGGAAACUCUGGCAUCAAAACACAGUCAAAGAAUGUUAUCAAAUUGGUAAACGUUGAAGUUGCCGGCGGCUCCAUGAGACUGAAUGAAUGCAAAAUCACAUUUCCUAGGGGAACUUUCAACAAACAAACAAAGGUCUGGAUAUCGGUUGGAAUAGACAAUUCAAUAUGUCCAGAAGCAUACAAUGGUAUCACAUCAGUUUUCGAUAUCAGCGCAGAUUCCAAAUUCCUCAAAGAUGUGAUCGUGCAAAUUCAGUCAUGGUGCAUGGGUCUAGAGAAAGACAAAAUUGACAUAAUACAUUUUUUCAACUAAAACUGACUGGGACAUUAUUAUUCCUGAUCGAAUCACAGAGGAUAACAGCAUAGAAUUUCGAUGCAGAAAGUUUAGUCUGUUCACUGUCGCCAUCGAGUGGUUGAAGUGGCUACUUGGUAGGCAAGAGGUUAUCAUGGACAACUGUCUCUAUAUAUAUAACAGAAACAAAUUUUAUUUCACUUUUUUUGAGAAAAGUGAGACUGCUGAAACCAAUAUCAGAUGUCAUUACAGAGAACUAGGGGCACGUCUUGCUCCAAUUCGGUUCAAUCCAUUCGCUUUGAAAACUAGUGACAGACUUCGCCUCGAGUUACAGAUUGAUCAAGAAGAUUUACAAUUCAAUAUGCCCCACGGACAAUUCAUUUGCGACAGAAUAUUUCUAGCAGCCCACAAACGUGAAUUAACAUUUCGUCUUCUUCCUACUUUACAAGAAUAUCCUGAAAGACUCAUUGUUUGCCGAAUUUUGAUAAAUGACGUUUUGCAUGAAAUGCAAGACUUUGAUUUUCCAUUAGUCCCUUUAGAGGGAGGAGGACCUCCACCUGUCAACUUUGCUGGAGCAAAUAUCGGAAAUGUGAAUCUACCUGGAAAUCAUAACAAUCAGCAAAUGGGGCAAAAUGAACAAAGACAACCUGGUGCAGUUGGUGGAAACCAAGCAAGAGAACCACAAUUGAAUGAACCACUACAACAUGAAAGUGAUAACGAUUCCGAUGAUCUUUGCUGAAAAAAAUGAGAAGUUUCCUAGACUGAACACAUUCGAACGACAUUGCUAAGAUACAAAUGUCGCAUGGGCAUGUCGCAUAACGUUAAACUCCAACAACCUUGGACUGAAUGCCUAAUGAUCCUGCAGUUCAUACCCAUCAUCCUGCAACAUAUUAUGAACAUGCACAUGUAGUGAAGGGAUAAAAUAUUGAAAAAAUUAAUUCACAAAGACUGUUUUCUAAAUAGUCAAAUUUUUCAGUAGUAAUGGAAUUUAAGCAAAAUUUUAUAAAUCUUUUUCAUGUGAAAUGUUUAUUGAAAUUUUGAGAGUAGCAAAUCAGUUCAUCAUUGUAGGUUCAUAGGCUUGUAUUGCGGAGACGUAUAAACUGACUCUUAGUGAUAUGUGCCAUCCUGUCACAGUGACGAUUUCUGCACAUUCUCUUGCUUACAAUGAGUCCUCACUACAUUUGAUCCCAUAAGCUCACAACAAUAAUCUUUGGUGUUUCAGGCAGCCAUUACAACAUUUGGGCACCCGAAGUUUCUGUACCAGGGCAUUUUCCCUUUGCUUUACUUUGCCUCACUUAAUCCCCACAUUGGUACAAAUAAUUCUGGAGCACCCAAUAUUUAAUAAUUUACAGCAUUUUGUGAAAUUCUCCAUUAAAUGCUGAUUUGCAUGUAUUUUCAUUUGUUUCAUACGAUUCCUUGUUAUUUGAUGAAUUUCAAAAUUAGACUGAGUGCUGCAUUAAUGCUUCAGCUUUUAUGUACUAUUUUUUAGUGAGCCACAACAAACUCACUUUGAGCUUUUCCAUACAUCGGUUUUAUAUCGACUAGAUUCAGAAAUUUUAAAUGUUUGUAAUUUUUAUGGUAUGUCAUUUUCAUUAUUUACUUCAGGUUUCAAGACUUUUUAAUUUUUCAUGAUUGACAAAUACUGUACAUAAUCUUGCUGUAUUUGAAUCACCCUCGA
Styela clava is the source of this 2340-nucleotide messenger RNA. The record is from RefSeq and is a predicted model, not a curated record. Lineage: Eukaryota; Metazoa; Chordata; Ascidiacea; Stolidobranchia; Styelidae.